Mobula hypostoma (lesser devil ray) is the source of this 12152-nucleotide messenger RNA. RefSeq names its product bromodomain and WD repeat domain containing 1 (gene brwd1). The transcript is spliced from 39 exons. The record is from RefSeq and is a predicted model, not a curated record. Gene Ontology annotation, cellular component: nucleus. Lineage: Eukaryota; Metazoa; Chordata; Chondrichthyes; Myliobatiformes; Myliobatidae. Bases 187 to 5730 code for a protein of 1847 amino acids. Gene Ontology annotation, biological process: regulation of transcription by RNA polymerase II; regulation of cell shape; cytoskeleton organization. Gene Ontology annotation, molecular function: protein binding.
AUUAAAGAGACUGGAGGCGGCCGGGCCCGGGGCUGAGCGAAACAGCGGCGGGAUAAUUUUGUUCCGUAUAUAAAAGCACACAAUAUACAGGGAAAAAUAUUCAAAAAUAUACAUAAUUACAAACAAAAACUCACGUAUUAAAAUCCUUCUUUGAAAUUCAAGUACACAAUUAAAAAAUAAGGAAAAAUGGCCGAGACAACCGCAAUCUCUUCAUUAGAAUCAGAGCUCUACUUCCUAAUCGCUCGCUUUCUCUCGGCCGGUCCUUGCCGAAAUUCGGCGGAGGUGAGUGGUUUUUCUUUCAAUUUAAUAGCUUGGGCAACAGGACAACCAUCUUCAGUUGUUACACCAACGAAUAAAAUAUUUUUCUGUCUAUUUUGGCAGGUGCUGUUGCGAGAGCUGGAGGAGAAAGAGCUGCUCCCAAAGCGUCUUGACUGGGAAGGUAACGAACACCACAGAAGCUAUGAAAACUUUCUUUUAUCAAAUCGGCACGUGCCGCCUGAUUAUCUGCUACGGAUAUGCCAACGAAUUGGCACAUUGCUGGAUAAGGAAGUUCCUCCAAGUGUGUCUGGAGUACAGUCCCUUCUUGGAGCAGGGCGACAAUCGUUGCUACGAACUGCAAAAGAUUCCAAACAGGUAGUAUGGAGAGGCUCAGCUUUUGCAUCUCUUCAUAGAGGGAGACCACCUGAAAUGCCUGUUUGUUAUGGGAAACCACCUAGCGUGGUGGAAAUAGUCCGUGGCAGACAAUUGACAGGAUAUGGACGUUUUAGUUCAAUUUUUCCAACCAGCACCUUUCAGCAUAUAAAGAUGCAUCGGAGGAUUCUUGGACAUCUGUCUUCUGUGUAUUGUGUUGCUUUUGAUCGCACAGGUCACAGGAUUUUUACUGGCUCUGAUGAUUGUCUUGUAAAGAUCUGGGCCACACACACUGGUCGAUUACUCUCCACCUUGCGUGGCCACUCUACUGAAAUUUCUGAUAUGGCUGUGAAUUACGAGAACUCUAUGUUAGCUGCUGGCAGUUGUGAUAAGCUAAUUCGAGUCUGGUGCUUGAGAACAUGCGCUCCCGUAGCUGUGCUACAAGGACAUACAGGAUCCAUUACUUCUUUGCAGUUUGGUCCAAUGAGUAAAGGUUCAGUCCGGUACAUGGCCUCUACAGGAUCUGAUGGGAGUGUGUGUUUUUGGCAGUGGGAUUCAGAUACGCUAAAGUUUAAGAAUCAGCCAUUGAAGUUUACAGAGCGGUCGAGACCAGGCUCUCCAAUGAUUUGUUCCUCAUUUAGCAUUGGUGGUAUGUUUCUAGCAGCUGGCAGCAGUGAUCAUGUGAUUAGAAUAUAUUAUCUGGGAUCUGGAACACCUGAGAAGAUUUCUGAAUUAGAAUCUCAUGUGGACAAAGUAGACAGUAUUCAGUUCUCGAACAACGGUGAUAGAUUUGUCAGUGGUAGCAGAGAUGGAACAGCACGAAUCUGGCAGUACCAGUCCCAAGAGUGGAGAAGUCUCUUACUGGACAUGAGUGCCAAAUUGCCAGGUGACACUUGUCCAGGUGAUGAUAAGAUCACAAAACUUAAAGUAACAAUGGUGGCAUGGGACCGUCAUGACAAUACUGUAAUCACUGCUGUCAACAACCAUACUUUAAAGGUGUGGGAUUCUUAUUCUGGACAAUUGCUGCAUAUCCUAAUGGGUCAUGAAGAUGAAGUGUUUGUUUUGGAGCCUCAUCCAUUUGACUCAAGAAUAAUUUUGUCUGCUGGUCACGAUGGGAAUAUCUUUAUUUGGGAUAUUACUAAAGGAACAAAAUCUCACCAUUAUUUUAACAUGAUUGAAGGCCAAGGUCAUGGUGCUGUAUUUGACUGCAAGUUUUCACCAGAUGGCCAGCAUUUUGCUUGCACUGACUCACAUGGACAUUUGCUUAUAUUUGGAUUCGGAUGCAGUAAAUUGUAUGAAAAGAUUCCAGAACAAAUGUUUUUCCAUACUGACUAUCGGCCAUUAAUUCGUGAUGGAAACAACUUUGUCUUGGAUGAGCAGACUCAGCAGGCUCCCCAUCUCAUGCCACCACCAUUUCUGGUGGAUGUGGAUGGGAAUCCUCAUCGAACAGAAUAUCAGCGAUUGGUGCCAGGACGUGAGAACUGUCAAGAUGAACAACUCAUACCACAGUUAGGAUAUGUGGCAACAAGUGAUGGUGGUGUUGUGGAGCAAGUAAUUGGGCAGCAAACAAAUGAACAAGAUGAACAGAACGCAGAACUUAGUAUUCUGGAUGGCCUAAUUCAAAAUUUGCAACAGGAACAAGACCAGCGGAUGGGAACUGAACAAAAUGGAUUAAAUGGUCCACAUAACAGAAUCAGCACACCUGCAAGAGCUAUAAGGAACCCAAGCUCUGAUGUUUUGUCACCACCAAAUGUGGGAUUGCGUCGAAGUGGGCAGAUUGAGGGUGUUCGUCAGAUGCAUCAUAAUGCUCCUCGUAGCCAAAUAGCAACAGAAAGGGACAUAAUGGCCUGGAAACGAAGAGUGGUGGUACCAGAAAUACCACCAAGUGUGAACAGCUUGCAGGAAGAUUUUAGGAUUGCCAAAAGUGAGGAGGAAAUUGCCCUAUAUAUCAGAGAGAAGAAAAAACGAUCAAUUUAUUCUGCACAAAGGAAUGAUUCCUUGGAUUCAUUUGAACGUACAAAAAGAAAAAUGAGGGGACGCCGUUGUGAGCAGCGUAAAUAUCGAACUCGAGCUGCUGUUGAAGAAUUGGCUGAAUUUUUCCAAGAGGAAGCAGAAGAAGUUAGCACAGAAGAAGAGAGUAAUUCAGCAGAGGGCAGUGGAGGCUCUUCAGAAGAGUGGCAGAGCGAAAGUAACAGCUCAAGUGAUUCGUCCAGUGAUUAUUCGGACUGGACAACAAAUGCAGGAAAUAAUCUUCAGCCACCCAAAAGACCAAGCAGGCGACGAGCUCCGCGCUUACUGAGUAGCUCUGAUGAUGAACAGGAUGAUAAAGCCAAUGAACUUUGGAAUAAAAAGAUAAAGAAACCCAAAGGAAGACCACGAAAGAAACCAAAUCUUCUACCAACUGGUGAUGGUUCAAUAUUAGAGGAAUGGCAUCCACCAAAGUGGAUUACUGACACUGUGCCGCGCAGAUCACCUUAUGUUCCACAAAUGGGAGAUGAGGUUGUCUACUUCCGGCAAGGUCAUGAAGCUUAUGUUGAAGCUGUUAAAAAGGCUAAAAUAUACACCAUCAGUAAGCGCAAACAGCCAUGGCACAAGAUGGAACUUAGGGAUCAGGAAUUUUUGAAAAUUGUUGGGUUAAAAUAUGAAGUUGGCCCUCCCACACUAUGCUGCCUCAAGCUUGCCUUCAUCGACCAUGAAACAGGCAAAAUUAUGGACAAAUCAUUUUCAGUUAAGUACCAUGACAUGCCAGAUGUGAUAGAUUUUCUUGUUUUACGUCAAUUUUAUGAUGAAGCAAGAAAAAGGAAUUGGAAAGCAAAUGACAAAUUCCGAUCUAUAAUAGAUGAUGCUUGGUGGUUUGGGACAGCAUUGAGUCAGGAGCCGUUCCAGGCAACAUAUCCAGAUAGUCAUUUCCAGUGUUACACUGUUUGCUGGGAGAAUAACGAAAUUGAGAGGCUCAGUCCUUGGGAUAUGGAACCCAUUUCUGAAAAUGCCCAGUAUCCUGAUGAUCCAAGUGCUGGUGUUUCUGUGACUGUGGAAGAGCUAGAAGCUCUGCUGUACAAACCUCAAGAGGGAGAAUGGGGUGAUAGAUCAAGAGAUGAAGAAUGUGAACGCAUUAUCAAGGGCAUUGAUGAUGUUCUGACACUUGAUAUAGCAGCUCCCUUUAAUGCACCUGUAGACCUUCGUGCAUAUCCGACAUACUGUAUGGUGGUUUCUUACCUCACUGACCUCAGCACUAUCAGAAAGAGAUUGGUCAAUCGGUUUUACAGGAGGAUCACUGCACUUGUGUGGGAAGUGAGGUAUUUAGAACACAAUGCGCAAACUUUCAAUGAACCAGACAGCCCUAUUGUUAAAUCAGCCAGAAGAAUCACUGAUCUACUUCUUAAGUUCAUUGAGAAAAGAGACUGUUAUGAUAUUUUUGAGAUUUGGAAUACAAUGGAGAAUUGUUCAAUGGACUCCCAAGAAGAGGACGAGAGUGGUGCUACAACCAGUGUUGCAGGGACAUCUACUCGGAGAAAUCACCUAAGGCAUGAAUUGGGUAGCAGCAUGAUCUGUGAUGCCAAUGCAUGGAAAGCACAGUGCAGAAGUCUGGUGGAGGUCCUAUUUCAGUGUGAGGAUUCCGAACCAUUCAGGCAGCCUGUCGACCUCGCUGAAUAUCCAGACUACAGGGAUAUUAUACACACUCCAAUGGACUUGGGAACUAUAAAAGAAGCAUUAGAAAUGGAAAAUUAUGAAAGUCCAAUCGAUCUUUGCAAAGAUGUGCGAUUAAUCUUUACUAAUGCUAAGGCUUAUUCCCCAAACAAAAAGUCUAAGAUAUAUAGCAUGACUCUGAGACUGUCUGCAUUUUUUGAGAACCAAAUUCGAAAAAUCAUCUCUGAUUAUAAAACUGCUCAAAUGUACAAUAAAAGGAAUCAGCACAAAUGGAGAUGUAAGAAACGGAUACACAGUUCUGAUGCCUCUAGGUCAACCAGUAGAGCAUCCAGUCCAGAGCGAAAAAAGAAACCAAUAAAGCCUCAAACAAAAGUUGAACAUCUUUGUAAAACUUCUACCUCAUUAAGCUCAUCUCAGAACAGUACAAGUGGCACUGGUGAUAGUGCCUCCAGUGAUGCUUCUGAGCAUUCUUCCACUUUACCCAGAGUGAGGAACACAAGGGCCAGGGCACCUGCCCCCACAGUAAAGAAAGAAGGAAGAAAGGAUUUAUUGAAUGGGUCAGUUGGAUCAACAACAGUAUCAGAAAGUGGAGACUCCAGUGAAAGUUCUGCCGAAGCGAAUAAUUGUACUAUGAAAUCUUCAACCUCUUCUCCAAAUUUUACUGAAACAGAAUGUCUGGCAGGCAGCAGUAGGACAGUAAAAAAGCGAGUCUUAUCUAAACACAAAAUAGAAACAAGUGCUAGUGGUACUCGGAUAAAUGGACAUAAUAGAAAAUUGGUCCGUCAGACCACAGCAGCUAAGAAACGCAAGAUAUUGAGUGAUUCUGAAGAAGACUCGCAACCAGAGAGGGAUCAGGAGAUAUUUGGUGGUGUUAAGAAAAGAAAAAAUGUCAAUGUUGUGGAAGAUGAUGACUCUAUCUCUGACAUCCAGGAGCAGCAGCCGGGGGCGGAAAUGGUUCACAGCAAAAGUAGUUCCAGUAGCAGAACUAGUUCUACAUCUGAAGGCAGCUCAAGCUCUAGUUCUGAAUCAAAAUCACAGUCAGACUCUGAAUCUGAAUCAGGAUCUGCUUCUGACUUAGACAGUGAUUACAAUGUGAAAGCAAAGUCAAAAGUUAAAGUGAAAAUAAAAUUGAAAAAAGGGAGACCUAGAAAAGUUAAACGGAGAGGAAAAAAUAAAGCUGUCACUAAACAAGGCACCAACAGAUUAGAAUACAUGAAACAGCAGAAUAUCUUGGACAGUGAAGAGGAAGAGGGAGAUGAUGAUGAUGACUCUGAUUAUGUCAAAAGGGAUUGUGUUUGUAGACCCUCUGCAAUAAGGACCAGAAACCAAGGCAGAAGGACUGUAAGAUAUGACGAUUAUGAUUCCGAUACGGAUGGUGUCUUACAUAAUGAGAAUAAUGGAAUAUCCAGGUCUGGACGGGUACGGCGGAUACCCAUGAGAGUGAGAGAUUGAGAGGCAGCCAUUUAUUGGCAUCGUACCACUGUGAAUUUUUUCUCUAGAAUUUCAGGGAUUAUAUUUAUAUUUUUUUCUGGAUUUAUUUUCUGAGGGGGGGGGAAGCUGGCUGUUCACAGAUACAAAAAAUCAUGAUUGAUGCUGCAAACAUUAAGCAACAUUUAACAGCACAACAUACAGAAAAAGGACAUAAGGAACUCUAGUCAUGUCUGUGGACCAUGCAAGAAAAGAGUCUCUAACUCACAUUUGUCUCCUAUUGAACACUACAACAAAAUGUAUUUAUUUUUACUGCCUUGUGUGUACUUUAGGUCAACUGUCUCUUCAGUAGUCAAAGUAGCUAUGUUUCCAAAUUUGGGUGCUGGAUUAUGAAUCAAAAGGGAUCAGUUUGCACCCAUCUCACUAUCGGUGAUAAUGACUCCAUGAAUUGAAUUUGUUCAAAAUUUUUGUCAAAACUGUACUUUAAUACUGAUUUAGAAAUUAUUUUUGGAAGAGGAUGAGUUUAAGAGAAUGAAAUAGCACUGCAGUAUGGAAAAGAUGAGAGUUUCUUUGAAGUAGGUGUGCAAAAUUAAACAAAAGUCUGUAAAUUUGCCCUAAUUCCAGUGUACCUUAUUUGGAUGGAUAAUAAUUUAAUCUGUUGGGAUUUUGUUUGUUAUUUGUCUGUCUAGUCAGCAGCCAUAGUAACUGUCUGAUUACUUUUCUGAUCAUCGUGUUUGGUUAAAGGACAGAAUAAAGCAAUGUUUGCUGCUGGCCUUAAUGCUCAGAGUAUAUACUAUAUUUUCCCAUUUAUUGCAAGCUUGAGAGCAAAGAGAAGUUAAAUAUUUAUACUGUGCCAAUUUUAUACAAAUAGUGCAGAAUAUGCACAUUUUGAAAUGUAAGGGAUCGUUUGGAGUUGAAAUGAGGGGAAUAAAAACUAACUUAGGAGCAGAUAAACUAUAAAAUGCAAGAAAAAAUGUACUUGAAUCUGGUUUAAACUUGGUUAUACCUCUUUUUCUCUGGUAAAUUACUUAAGUUAAAAAAUUAAUCCAGUCUAGUUUAUGUAAUUAAAUUUGAUGUUUCAACAUCUAUGCAAAUAAUCAGUGCUUGCCAAAAGGUAGUCUUAAAAUUAAGUCCUUCAUUAAGGGCAUCUUCAAAAUAUCUCAUUAAAAAUGGUGAUCUGAGCUAAACCCAAGCAUGCUUAACUUACUCUGAAAUGAUAUGGUGCACUUUGGCUGUAAUAAAUAGUGUGUUUAUUCCAAAAUAAUGCAAUUUUCCUAAAUGUGCAGAAAAUUAAUUGUAUCUUCAACCUAUACUUUCAACUGGUCCUAUAUCCACUUACAGAGUUUGUAUAAUUAGAUCAUCUUUCGUGCUGUUCAACUUUAAAAGCAGUGAUUUACACUGAUGUGCAGUAAUGUAGGUUCAGCUAGUCUUGGCUGAACAUCCAUCUAUGUGUAGCUAGCUGGUGAACAUUUAGACUUAGCUAACCAAAUUGUUGAAGGGAUUAGUGUUUUUACCCAAACUUGAUCUAGACUUCAAUCAGCAACAAGCUGCAAAACUAGUUUUGGAAAAUAAUAGGUUCUCCCGUUUAUUUUCUCAGCCCAGUCUGAUUAACUGCAAUGACCUUACAAUUGUGCAGACUGAAAUUAGCCAGCAACAAAUAAUUGGAAAUUUCCUUUUAUGUGUCUCUUGGAGCAAUGCUAUACUGAAGAGUCUGGUGUGAUUCUUUAAAUUCCAAGUUAUUUUCUAAUUUAAUUUCUUCAGCAAAAGUCACCUGGGGUGGCAUGCAAUGUUUGACCAGGUCUGCAACAAAUCGGUGAUGCCCAAAUGUUGGUAGAUAGUGGCUUCAACUUUGAUAAUGUCUUCAACUUGGUAAAUGUUACAAACCACAACUUUCACAGGAGUGCCACAAGAAAACUGAUUCGUUAUUUUGUAAUGUUCCAUUAUUUUGGAAUGAAAUGCAUCAAAAUUAAUUUUCCCAGUCACUAAUAGUCAGGAUUCUUCUGCCUAUUUAUAAUAUUUAUUCAAAUCUAUAAUGUAUCCCACAUGAUACAAGAUUGACUUGUUUACUGAAGAUGUGAAUGCACUGUUAUUAGUAUAUUCCAAGAGAUGGUAUCAUAAUUUAAUUUGAAGAUCAAUGCAAAACAACUGUGCAGGUUUUUUUCACAGGAAUGUACAAAUUUCACUUUUGUUUAUGGUGAGCCAUUUAUUUAGUGAAGUAUUUGUACUUAAAUCAGGUCAGUUUAAUUUUUCCAAAUUAGAUUUUCCUACAAUUUAAUGUCUUCACCUUUAGACUUCUCAAAAGUUCUAAGAUAACAGUUAAAUUAAACCUCUACUCCUUGCACAGUUUUUCAAAGAGCAAACAAAGGAUUUGUAUGUCUGAAUUUGCCAUACUGCUUUAAUUUUUGCAGUGUGGGACCAGUAGCCAUCAUUCUUUAGAGAUGUCCUAUCAUCUGUAUCAAUUUCUAUUUACUACAUUUUUUUUCUAGGAUGACAAAUAGAAGGAAAAUAAUUUUUUAAAAAAAGUUCUUUCGUACUGUUCAAUUAUAAAAUGCAUACAUAUUUUCCAUUUCUCAUAUGCAAAAUGUUGUUUGAAUGCCAAAUGAUCACUCUGAAGAAGAGGAAGUAGUCGAACUCUUGUCAAGAGAAUCUUCUGAGAUUUAGUAUGAUGAUGGCAGCCAGCUUUGCUCAAUUUGAUAGUUUAAAGAAAUAUGUACAACCGCCUGUAACAGCAAGUGGCCUUUUAGCUCAUCCACAGUUUAUUGGUGUGGAGUUGUGCUUAUAAAGAAAUUUGGUGCCUUUAGUUUUGUCCGUGCCUACAAUUAUGCUAGAUGAUAUUCAUAAUCUUUUGAUGUUUUUUGUCCUCAGGAACAUAUUAAACUAUGUUUUUCCUUUGCUAACCAUGCCAUUCCUUCCCAUGUUUAAUUCUAAUGUUACAGAAUAUUUCACUCUCAGAUUUAAUAUCAUUUCAAAAUGGAAAGCUUUGAAAUGGUGAUAGUUUUUUUGUAAAAUGUUAACAGGCAAUUUUAGCCUAAUUUGCAGGGGAAGGAACCCAUAGAGUCAGAUGGAUUCAAUAUUAUUUCAUUGCGUCAAUAGUAAGUAACAUUAGGAAAAACCAAGCAGGAAUUGGCAAAAGAUUCUGGGUUUUCUGGUGGACGUUAGGUUAAAAUUGUCCCCAAGUAACUUGUCUGAUUUUCUUGCAUUAACCAAAAGUCAAAACUUAUUAAUUAUCAUCUUCGAAAGACUUUUAUUUUAGGUUAAGCAUUCCCUUGAUAAUAUUUUGACUUGAGUGUAAGUGGUGAAAAUACUGCAGAUAGAAAAUGAUGCCUAAAUAUAGAAGAGCAGAUAAUUCUCUCAGAUACUUGCAUUUCACCGGUAAUUGUUAGGUAGCUAAACAAUCGAUGUCUGUAAUGAGUAAUGAACCAUCAGUGGAAUCACAGUAUCCCACCUGUUCUUAUCCCAACUAUAUUUCAAUGGAUGUAAAGAAGACGGUUUAGAAAAUAGUAAAGGUGAAGUCAUUUUGAUAUCUAAAAUAUCAUGCAAUGCUGAUAUUGAGGAAAUCAUUCAUUGGUAUAAACUAAAUCUUCAUGAUGGCUCUAAUUUUAUUUAUUGAAAUGUUUUUCUCUUGCCCAUUCCAAUAACAUUGAACAACAAAAUUCAGAGGUGGUUGUAAAUUUAGGAAAUGGGCACAUGGUACUAGCUCUUUGAAUUUGUUUCAAAGUAUGCAUUCCAACCUUAACAAGAAGGCAUUUUUGCUUUAUUGUGCACAUUUUCUUCUAGCUCCUACUCUCAUUCCAAACCCUCAUUGUUAAAUCAUAUUUUCCCUGCAAAUCAUGGUAAAAUUCCUAAAGGAAAUAAUUUUUAAAAAUGCACUUUGCAAUUGACUUACUCCCUUGGCACUCUAACAUUUAGAGACUGCACAAAAACGAUAUAGAUCUAUCUUUGUUUUCCAACUUUGAAACAGAAAAUGCUGUGAAUAAUCAGCAUCUAUGGAGAACAUGACUUCUCACAGGUUUUUAGCUCUGUUUCCCAACACUUUGCAUCCCUCCCUCCAUCUCAUGAUUCUAUAAUCUACUUAAAGCUUUAUAACUCCACUCUGUCCCUUAUAUUGUGGUAACAUUAAAAUAUUAUAAACAGACGUAUUCCUUUCAUUACCAAUGACAAUAAAAGCUGAGUAAUUAAAUGCAAUACUUUACAGCAUUAUGCUAUUCAGCCAAUCUGUUGUCAAAAUCAAAUCAUGUUAUAUCAGCAGAGAUUAAUACCCUAACAUCUCUCAAGAUACACUAAUGUAUUCUAGUUCUUAAAAAAUUACAGUUUAAUCUUGAGCAAGAUCAAUAAAAUUUGAGUAUUAAUUUGAAUGGGUAUGACUCCAUAAAAUCUGGUAUCUUCCACAUCUUCCACUAAUUUUUAGCCUUAAUGAUAUAAGCAGGUUGAAUGGAAUCAUUGAUUCUGAAUACUCUCAAGAAGAAACUUCACCUGAGUUGCUUAAAAUGUGCCUACGUGGUUAAUGUCAGAAAGUUGUUCAAUUAGAGACUGUAUUGGAAUGAGAUAAAUAGUAACCUCAAAUAGGAAAUGCAUUUUUUCUUCCUCCUUUUCUUCGCCUCCCCCACCACCUAUCUGAGAGAUGCCAAAACAAUUUGUAUUGACAUGACCCUCCUUCCCCUACCAGCUAAAGAAUUAUGGUUGAAGGUGUAAUUAGUAAUGAAGGCAUUGGCACAAUUGCGUACCAUUCUGUUGCAUAGUUGAAAUUUCCCUAUUUUUUCAAUUAUUCUGUACAUGUGCACAGGCUGCCUUGAUCAAAAUCUAUCUCGUUUUUGUUAAUUAAAAUAUACUACAAAAAUAAUACCCCUUGAUCAUAAAUUAUAAACAUUGUGUUUCUCAGGCAUUGUUUUGAACAACAUAUUAUAUUGCACAAUGGAAUUGUCCUAAAAUGUAAUUUAAAAUUGCCACAUUUGUCAGAUAAUGAUGCAGUAGUUUCAAUGAAUUAAUUUUCUGGAUGUGUUGCUUGAUAUUUUUGUCUUUGCGCAUGAUGUAUUAAAGAAUAAUAACUAAGAACAAUGAUUUCCACUUGCAUUUUGUAUUGCAUACACAGCUUAUUUGGAAAUUCUGCCUCGUUUACAGAAGAGGUUUAUUAUCCAGAGCAAAUGGGCUUUCAAAAGACUGCCUCAAAAAGAAUGAACCUUCCUAUAUUCUUAAGACAUGCAGUGUUUAGCAUGUUGUUUUCAUUUUUUUUAUAUUAAAACAUUAAUUUACUGCAAAAAUUAUAAAGCUAGUUCAAUUUCUGAACAAGCUUAGCAAUAGUUUUUGUGCAUGGCUAACAUAUGGUAUGACUGAAUUGAUUCAGUACCUAUAGUUUAAGCUUAGAAUUAAUUACAAAUACUAAAGUUUUGUUUUAUAGUGACAUAAAUUCCUGAGAUGUUAGCUCAAAGAUGAACUAUAUCAAUUUAUGGAAAUGUGUAUCAUUGACUAUGCUUUUGAGUUCCACGUAGGAGCACGGUAUUGUAGGAGUGACAUUUAAGAUUUUGUAUAACUAUUUAAAAUAUUGAAUAAUGAUAGUUAAUAGAUAUUGAUUUAAUACAGGCAGUUAACUAAGAUCUUGGUUUUCAGUAAUGGUCGCUGAUAUACUGUGCUGUAUAUUUUGCAAUAUAGUGGGUAAUGUUUCCAUACAUUUUGCAUUCUGAGGCUAAUUGUGAUAAAGUGCAAUGAAUCAAAUCAUGUGAUUAUUGCGAUUUGAUGUUUUAUUUGGGGAGAAGAGCACAAUUUCCAAAGCCGACUAAGGCAGUGUCAAAUUGGAGUGUCUGAUAUGAAUUUUAAUUUCUACUCCUGCAUAGACAAGUUUAUUAAUUAGUGGUAGGAUUUUCUGAUUUUGAAGAGACAGACGAAGAGUUACAGAAUAAUGGUGCCCACUUCUGCAGGAGCAGAAUUCACUGUUGCACUGAAAGCAGCAAUAGUGACUAUUACAUACUGAAUCUGGCCACUUUGUGACAUAGGCAAAAGGCUGUGACUCCGGUGUGUGGAUUAGAACGAUGUUGGUUAACAGUUUUUUUAAGUUUAAACAUGUUGCACAUUAGAGAUUUUCUCCAAAGUAUCCACUUUAAAAUAGCUGUUUAUUAAUUUUCCUGGGACAUUGUUUUUGCCAAAUUGUUUCAAUUUUGAUCUCAGGACUGUUUAUAUGUGUUAACUGAUGAAUCAGAUUAUUCAGGGAGAGGUGUUUGCCUAACUGGAAAACUUCAGUUUUCUUAUGAAAGGAAAAACAUUGGCAGUUUAUUUUAUUUUUGGCAAUUUAUUGUAAAUUGUGCAUAUGUAAAUAUAUAGAAAACUUGAAGAUUUUGCCUUAGCAGCAUAGAAUCUUGUGUAAAUUAGUGUAUGUGGCUGUAGCUAUGCUAUUUUCCAAGUUUAUGCAGAAAAUUGAUUCCCAUUGUAAAAUUAAAAUCAUUGUUUAAAAAUAA